Acytostelium subglobosum LB1 is the source of this 5448-nucleotide messenger RNA. RefSeq lists its product as hypothetical. Lineage: Eukaryota; Evosea; Eumycetozoa; Acytosteliales; Acytosteliaceae. The coding region runs from base 1 to 5448 and encodes 1815 amino acids. The transcript has 4 exons. Gene Ontology annotation, molecular function: protein binding. The record is from RefSeq and is a predicted model, not a curated record.
AUGACCGAGGUCAAGACCACCCUAUCACUCUCACAUGACGAACAACUACUCGCUAUCGCAUGCGGCUACGAACUUCAAGUCUUCUCAAUCUUUGAUCUCAUUUCAAAUAACAACAACAAACCUUUUGCCGACCUGAGGUUCGAUGAUGCGUAUAUAAACACGAUUUGCUGGAACCCGAGUAGACAUGAACUAUUGGUUACAAGCGAAGAGAGAGGCCUGUUUCAUGCAGUUAUCAAGGCAACAGAGAACGACUCAUCAAAGCCUAUUAUGUUGCGAUCGACGGAUGUCAUUGUAGCAUGUUGGAAUGAAUCCACAGAUAAACAUGACGAGAUAUUUGUUGGAUGUCCCAAUGGUGACAUUGAGCUAAUCACUCUUGCAUCGCCCGAGUCCAAACCCAAGCUUCGACUCCAUAUACCCGAUUACUUCAGCGAUAAUACCCAUAUUAAUAUCAACCUGAUAAAGUCCAUCAAGCAUUACUUGUUCACAUCUUAUGAUGUAGACAAUCAGCAAUCCGAUGUGUUCAUCUAUGACACGAACACUGAACAGAUGAUGGAUUCAUUCCCCAUGUCACUGGGUCCAGAGCGGGACACACCAAUCUGCAUCCAAUUAUUGUUCAUCAAAGAAUGGAACAUACUAUUAUUGAUAUCAUCAAACUCAAACACAGUGGAAGUGUAUGAGGAGUUUGAAGAGACAUCGUGGCGAUGCCUUAACCUUGAUGAUCAGGACCGUGCACAGAUAGAUAAUGAGCUGUUUGCCACUGGUUUGGGAAUGAUCACUUGCUUCCCAGACAAUGUGCCGCAAUCAGAGAGCACUCCAGCACCCAUCGUAGUCGUGUUGGACAACGAUUAUAACAUCAGUCUCUUCAGUCUGAUCAACACUGAGAUUGGUGAUCGACUGGCCAUCACCAAACCAAAAGGUCUCGCCAAGCUCGCGAGCCCAGUUUCAGGCAAGUCGUCUUCCUCUCUGCCCAUAUCUGCACCAUCAUCACUCUUUGGUGGCGGCACGAAACCAGCGGCGGCGAUUGGAGGACCCUCCCCCUUUACAAUGGGCCCCUCAUCAAUUUUGGGACAAACAACAGCGACGACAUCGUCUGGACCCUCCCCCUUUACAAUGGGCCCCUCAUCCAUGUUUGGACAACCAGCUCCAACGGUCAAAUCCACAUCGCCAGUAUUUGGCACAUCAUCAUUGUUUGGUGCUGGCGGUGGUAGUGGCACUGCCCCAGCGACGGCAUCAACUACAACAUCAUUAUUUGCCCCAGCGCCAUCCAGCCCAUUCACAGAGAAGACUACAAUGACAACGACAUCAAAGCAAGAGCCAACAACAUUGAACAACAACAAUAGUAUAUUUGGUGGUGGCGCCUCAACUAUGACAUCACAGUUUGGAUCAUCGACGUUCAACAACACAGCCACCUCCAAUGCAAAACCAGUGGAGAGCGUGUUUGGAAAGCCUGCAGCCACAACCACCACUCAAUCACCUCUCUUCUCCGCCUUUGGAACAACAUCACAGCAACAGCCCAACAAGGACUCGUCCUCCAACCCGACAAGUACCUCGCCACCCAUCCUCACAUCUCCAUUUGGUUCAACACAAACAUCUUCGGUCAAGGCACCAACAACAGCAUCAUCGCCACCGACUCAACUCUCACCAUUGGACAACACGACAUCGCCAAAGACACAGCCACAACAGCCAUCAAAGAAGCCCGCGCCAACAUCACAGCCACCCAGCAGCAUGAUUAUCAAGAAAGAGAUCAAGGUGACCAAUGCAGAGGUGCUCCUGGAGAAGUUCAAGGGUCUGAAGCUGUACCAGGCCAACAAUGCACUGGCCGUUCAAGUGCGCAACAAUGCUCUCUCACUGACAUCGUCGCUCGAGAGCAUCAGACAGGCCAAGGCCAAGCAGGAGAACAUCAUCCAGGUGAUCAAGAGCAGUGGAAAGUCACCAUUCUCAAUCGAUGAGAUCACCUCUGAGACCAACCAGCUCGCCGAGGUCAUUCAAUCGUUGGAUGGCGCGUACGACGAGCUAUGCGACCAGGUCUUCCUCACACAGGCCCGCGGCGAGAAGUCCCUCGUGCUGGCCACUGACGCCCUGGAACACUUCUCCUCGCAGGAGCAUCACUCAUCGAUGAAGGAGCUGGUGUUGGCACGACGCCUCGAUCAAAAGGUCAUGGAGGAUCGCGAGCGAUUACAACUGGCCUACAAGAACAUCAAUGAGGAGAUCAAGCGAUUGGAGGUUCAUCUGGCCUACGUGGACAUCAACCACAAGUCGGGCAAAGAGCUGAGCGCGUUGUCCAAGGCACAGUUCCUCUCGCUCGUCUACGACUCGCUACAGAGCCACGACCACAUUCAUCACAAACUCCAUCGAUCACUCAGUCAAAUGUCCAAGCAACUCAACAAGUUGUCAAUUGACACGCCAUCCGUGAUGGAUCGUUCAGGCAGCAAACAAAAGCAACAACUACAACUUCAACAACAGCGCGAGGAUGAAGAGGAUGGCGGCAACACCAACACACUUCGACUGGACUUUGACAAUUUGCAGAUCACCAACAACAAGCGUGAUGUGACCUCUAGCGCACAUUACAAACAGGUUGUGGAGAGACUUAGACAGAGCAAGCCAAGAGUUGUGACCCCAGUCAACAUGCAACUGAAGCGCUACUUCAAGAUGGACGAUAUUGCCAAUCCGGGCCACACAGCCGUCGUUGUCAAGGAGCUGCCGUCGGCCAACCCCACACUGACCGACUUCAAGCUGGACCUGGAGAGCUCGUUCAACGCCUUCGACUCGUCUAAGCUGGCGUACAAUCCCGCGCUCCUACGCAAGCCAAUCGAGAGCGAGGGUCGCGAGGACGGCGAAGACGAGGACGACUCGGGAGACAGCCAGGACUAUGAAGACAGCGAGGAGUUUGAGGACGAAGACGAAGGCCAGUAUGAGCCUGCCGUCCAGAAGAGUGCCAAACAUCAACGCAAGUCAUCGUCAUCAUUCUCAUUCACGCCCACCACCUCCACAGGUGCGGGUCAACAGCAGAGCAUUGUGAUGCCCCCACUCAAUCAGAAACCCCCAGCCUCGAUACCAGAGUUCACGACGUCCCCACCCAGACUCAGCGAGGAAUCAUUGAUCAAGACCGCGAUGUUGGAUGGCUUCAAGCCUCCCCCCGCCAAGACAUCACCCUCUCCCAAGACAUCGCCACUCAACACUGCCUCCAGCUCAGUCCCCACAGUCCAUGCGAUGGGAACUACAUUCGGCUCGGCAAAUCUCUUUAGCAAUGCAAAGGAGUCAAUGCUGCCCAACUCCCCACUGCAAUCCAAUCUGCCGCCAUUUUCUUCAGGAGGUGGUAUGUUUGGUGGAGGUGGAUCUGUAGCCGGAGCAGGAUUCGGCACGAUGUCCACUCCCUCCAAGCCAAAGGCAAACACACCAGAUCUUGGCCUUGGCAUGUCGGCGUCCAAGCCAAGUGCCCCAUCAAUAUUUGGCAACGCUUCAAUGCCAAUGACCACCAACAUUGGUCAAUCACUUUUCCCUGGCUCUCCAUUCUCCCCUCAGCCACAAACAUCCCCACUCGCCACAAGCGUCACAUCACCAGCACCAGCACCAACACCAGUGCCAGUGCCAGUGCCCGUGCCAGCCACUGCAACGUCACCAAUAACACCAGCCAAACAGACGACUGUUGUCUCACCGACCAUCACCCCUGCAUCCCCAGCAAACAUCUCACUAUCUUCACCGCCACAACAAACAUCUGUUGUGGGUAACAAAACGUCAAUCACAACUCCUGCCAUUGUGUCACCUACUACUCAAUCACCUGUGACUAUUCCAAAGCCUGAUACACCUCCCACAAAGACGGCAGCCGUCUCCCCAACCAUACCAUCCACGCCGUCAACAGCACCCACUUCCACUACCACCGCUCCAGCUCCAGCUCCAGCUCCAGCUCCAGCUCCAGCUCCAGCUCCAGCUCCAGCCACAACAACAACAGCAGUCAAGUCAGAAUCAUCCCCUCCACUUCCAGUAACCACAACCUCACCUGCGACUCAACCCGCCACAUCUACUUCACCAGUCGCCACAACUCCUGUCCUACCACCAGCGACAACAGUGAUCAAGCCACCUGCUCCUGUGUCCAAACCAUCACCUGCGCCAGUCGCGACCACUCCAGAGCCAUCAGCAAAGAGGACAUCACCUAAAUCACCGAUUGAUGAGUUUGGAUCACAGAUAGGCUUGGACGAGGAUGAACCACCAAAGACUACUGCCGCCACAGUGCCAUCCACGCCACCACCCAAGGAGCAAUCAAAGCCUUCUGCUGCCGCCUUGCCUCCACCAGCUACGCCACCACCCAACGAGGUGAAGAAGCCAGAGCCACCAAAGCAGCAGUCGUCUGCUUUGGAUUCGUUUGGACUUUCCUUGGGAUUCGGUGAGGAGCCCAGCAGGACUCCAAGCAAGCCACACAGAUCACCAUUUGAUCUGGGUCCACCAGAGCCUGCCAACGCCACCGCCAAGCCAUCACCACCAUUGUGGGCCGCAACCACUUCCAUUCCCACUUCCACUGUCCCCGCCACACCAACUUUUGGCGGCGUAUACUCCUUAGCGCCAAACACUCCGGCAACCCCAGUCUCUGUGUUUGGAGGUGGUCAACCUUCAACACCUGCCUUUGGCGCCGUCUCUGCUCCCUCGACUCCAUUUGGAGGCGUAUCAACCCCAGCCUUUGGCGGCACCUCGACCCCAGCAUUUGGAGGUGUAUCAACUCCAGCCUUUGGUGGCACGACACCCUCGGUAUUUGGCGGCAAUAGUAGUGUGUUUGGAGGCGCGUUUAAGCCACCAGCUGCUGGAGGUUCGGUGUUUGGCUCGACAGGAUCAGGAGGUGGAGCAACAUUCGCCACCGCUGGCACUCAAUCAACAACAGCGUUUGGAGGUGCAACUACACCAACAACACCACAGUCGACAACAUUCGGAGGUGUCCAAGCUUCACCAGCAGCCUUUGGAGGAGUCACACCAGCCUUUGGAGGAGCUACGACAGCCUUUGGAGGGGCCAAUCAAGCACAGCCGACAACACCAGCAUUUGGUAAACCCCUUGCUACAACCACAGGCAGUGUGUUUGGAAAUGUGUCCUCGCCAACUUCCACCCCGGCUACGAAUGUGAGCGCAUUCGGUCCAGCUCCUGGAGGUGGAGGAUCUGUUUUUGGACAAGCACCUCCUGCAGGAGGAAGUGUAUUUGGUCAAUCAUCAGUACAGCCUCAAACACCACAACAAUCAGUAUUUGGUGGUGGUGGACAACAACAACAAUCAGCAUUUGGACAAACAUCUGCAUUUGGACAAACAUCAGCCUUCGGCCAAACAUCCUCGGCAUUUGGUGGUGGUGGCGGUGGACAAGCUUCAGUGUUUGGACAACAACAACAAUCAGUGUUUGGCAAUACGAGCAAAGUAUUUGGAGCCGGAGCUUCAACAACUACAUCAUCGUUUGCGAACUUUGGAAACAAAUAA